Messenger RNA from Gordionus sp. m RMFG-2023, 636 nucleotides. Its product is annotated as glia maturation factor beta-like. Gene Ontology annotation, cellular component: actin cortical patch. NCBI's taxonomy places the organism in Eukaryota, Metazoa, Nematomorpha, Gordioida, Chordodea, Parachordodidae. The transcript has 6 exons. Gene Ontology annotation, biological process: actin filament debranching; negative regulation of Arp2/3 complex-mediated actin nucleation. Gene Ontology annotation, molecular function: actin binding; Arp2/3 complex binding. The record is from RefSeq and is a predicted model, not a curated record. The coding region runs from base 104 to 547 and encodes 147 amino acids.
GUUUUUUUAAAACAAAGCUCUUUUGAGUAAACAGAUGUUUUGGAAUUAUUAUUUUCUGUAUGUUGCACCAACUCUAUUAUAAUUCCCUAUAUUUUUAAAAAUUAUGAUAUCAAGCUUUAAUAAAAAUUCAGAAGAUUGUACAUUAGAUAAAGCUCUAAAUGAAAAAAUUAACAAACUUUGCUCUGAGACAAAACCUCAAAUAUCAGCUUUGAUAUUAAAGAUUGAUAAAAAUAAAAAGUUAAUUAUACUUGACCAAGAAUUGAUAAAUUGUUCGAUUGAUGAUAUUAAAGAUACAUUGUCAGAAACAUUACCUAGAUAUAUAAUCAUGUCUUAUAUACUAGAUUAUCCUGAUGGUAGAAAAGGCUUUCCUGUAUUUUUAUUAUUUGUAUCACCUUCAGGAAUCAAGAUGGAACUUAGUGUACAAUAUUCAUAUAACUUGAAAACUGUCUCAGCCUUGGGAAAAUUUACUAGAGUUAUUACAUUGUGUAAUAUUGAUGACUUUUCCAAAGAAUGGUUAGACAAAGAACUUUUCCGCUCAAAAACAUAACAUUUUAUAUUAAUAUAGAAAAUAAAAUUAUUUUUUACAACUUUUAUAUAAUUUAAUUGUGCAUGAAAAAAAAUGAAAAAUUUGAUGUG